AUGACUCCGCAAGGUCUGCUUGCGGUUUGUACAGGACUGCUUCUCCUAAAGAUUUUCAUCUCCUUUGUCUCCCGCUACCGCAGGCAUCAAAUCCUCAUCCGACAACACGGUUGUCUUCCGCCACCCAAGGCGAAGCUCAAGGACCCCAUAUUCGGUAUCGACGUCAUUUUAUCCAACGGGCGAGCAGCCCGGGAGCAUCGCAGCCUUCAGACGUUCGAAGAGCGCUUUUACUCCAUCGGGGCAACCUACAGCACGAAGCAUGGGUUCCCUCUGAUCAUCACCAUGGAGCCCGACAACGUCCGCGCCGUCAUCAACCAGAAUUUUCACGACUACGCACUCGCCCCGUUCCGUCAACCAGCGCUCAAGCACUUCUUGGGCGACGGCAUCUUCACAACGGACGGAGAAAAGUGGCACUCGUCCCGGGCGCUGCUCCGGCCAAACUUCAACCGCGACCAGAUUGCCAACCUUGAAGCCAUCGAGACUCACGUCAAGGAUCUGUUUGCGUUGCUUCCCAGAGAUGGCGCCACACCCGUGGACCUGAAGGGCCUCCUGCUGCGCUUCACCAUGGACUCGACGACCGAGUUUCUCUUCGGUCAGAGCGUUUACAGCCUGCGGCGCAACGGCGCUCGCGAUGGCGACAGCCUCGAGGCGCAGUUCGAGACGGCCUUUACCGGCGCCCAGGCCGAGUGCAUGGAGUUCAUCGGAAUGGGCCCACUGGCUAGGUUCGCGCGAGUAAACUCGCAAAAGCAGGUCGAGAUUGUGCACCGCUACAUUGACAAGUUUGUAGACAGGGCUAUUGCUUUCCGCAAGGAGUACGGAAAACAAGGGCAUAGAAGCGAAUCGAGCCUGACCGGGUUCGUGCCCGGUCCUGCUUACAGGCGGGUGGUUGUUGUCGAUAGCCAGCCGGGUUAUCCUUGCCACGCUUUCCGCAAGGAGUAUGAGGCGGGAGGCGGUGGGCCCAUCGGCACGGGCAAAGAAAAGCCCAAAUAUCUAUUCCUGCAGGAGCUAGCAAAGCAGACCACCGACAGGACGCGGCUGCGAUCCGAGCUUCUGAAUAUACUCAUGGCUGGGAGGGACACCACCGCGAGUCUCUUGGGGAACCUUUUCUUCAUGAUCUCCAAAAGUCCCGAGAUCAUGGCCAAGCUCCAGCAAGAAGUCGACAGUCUGAACGGCGCCAGGCCCUCCUAUUCUUCGCUGAGAGAUAUGAAGUAUUUGAAAUAUUGCCUUCGAGAAUCCCUACGGCUCCACCCCGUCGCUCCCGUCAAUACACGCAUCGCCGUGACCGACACCGUUCUGCCACGUGGUGGUGGGCCCGACGGAAGCAAGCCUGUGCUCGUACCCAAGGGCACUGCGGUCGGAUGGUCCGUGUACGCCAUGCACCGGCGCAAGGAUCUCUAUGGUCCAGACGCCGACCGGUUUCGCCCCGAACGCUGGGAGACCCUGAACACCAGAUCCGAGUACCUUCCCUUUAACGGAGGGCCACGCAUCUGCCUAGGCCAGCAAUACGCCCUAACAGAGGCCUCGUAUGUCACGGUCAGAAUGCUUCAGGAAUACGAGAUGGAGAGCAGAGACCCUGGAGAAUGGGAAGAGGAGCUGGCAAUCACUGCUUGCAACAGACGCGGCUGUCUAGUAGCUCUCAAGGCCAGGAGUGAAUAA
This is a messenger RNA of Pyricularia oryzae 70-15, 1656 nucleotides long. Its product is annotated as cytochrome P450 3A19. The coding region runs from base 1 to 1656 and encodes 551 amino acids. Gene Ontology annotation, molecular function: iron ion binding; heme binding; oxidoreductase activity, acting on paired donors, with incorporation or reduction of molecular oxygen. Lineage: Eukaryota; Fungi; Ascomycota; Sordariomycetes; Magnaporthales; Pyriculariaceae. The record is from RefSeq and is a predicted model, not a curated record. The transcript is spliced from 5 exons.